AAAACACACAGAAGAGAGACUGUCGUGUCUGAGAGAAAUUUGGCGUGUACCCUUUCGGGCAUCUCAAGCAGAAAAACACUGAAUAGCUAUGAAUAUUUAGGAGAUUAAUCCGUGUUCCUCGGUAACGGCUACUUUUGAUGUUCGUAAAGUAAAGGGAGGAGACGGGCUUUUGCGAUUACUGAGGGUCCUGAAUUCGGUUGCAGAUUCAGUAAUGGAUUACAACUGCAACAGGAUGGUUGGGUCUGUGCCUUUGUUAUGCGAUGAAUUCUUUCUGCGAUUCAAUGCUGGUGCUGUUAAUUGGGGUGUUGCGAUUUUUUUUCCGGCUACUGGUGGGGUUUAAUGGAAGUAGCUUUAUUCUAUGCUAAAGGGAGAAGAACCCUCGAAUAAAGUGGGUCAUCCCAAUUUGGGGACAGUUAUGCUAUGCCAGUAGAAUCCCAGAUUCAAUUGGGAAUGUAUUGGAUCCUAAGAACUGCAACAGGGUUUUGAGAGGUUUAAUAUUAUUGUACUUCAAUCACAGAUUGGAUGUAUACUGGUUAUAUACUAUGUCAACUAAGGUUAUAAGUGCGUAAUGGGGGCUCCAUACUCCAUAGUAUCCACUGACUAGUUCUCUUAUCCAUAUUGCCAGUGCUUGGUGAGCAUUGGAAUUGGCAAGGAGAUGGUAGUUGCCCUCGAAAGGAUUCUAAUUAUGCAGAUGUCUCUAAGUGCUGUUGGAACGAAAUCACUCUGAAUGAGGAAGAUAUUUCCUACAUGUUGGAUGAUCAAACAACCCCCAUGAAGGCCUCUGGUGAUUUGCAUGUUACUCAUUGUGAGAAUAUAAACAAGGAUCCAGAGCAAUGUAGGGAGGCUUCUUCACAAGUAAAGAGGCGACGGAUGCUACAGUUUGAUACUGAAGUAGUAGAUUCCCUAUUAUGCAGUGAAGAGAUUCCAUCUGUGUUUUUAAAAUCAAAUGAGAGGAAGGACUCGUUUGAAGAGGUUUUACCCCAAGUGUCAGAGUGGGUAUCUGGGUUUUCAGAACAUGUGUCUGCCUCCAGUUACAAGGGCCUAGAUCAGUCAUCUGAAGAAUGGCUUGCCGAAUGCUUCAAUGACACUCAGUUGAAUUUUCUCUGUGAUGAUAUGAAUUACGCUGGAGCAGCCGAUAUUCAAAUUGAUUUUUCAGAGUUGUAUAAUUGUCCGACUGAAACUGAAAAUGUGGUUCGACAGCAAGUUACUAGGACUCCUCGAAAUAUUGUCUUCAAAGGUAGGAAAUCAAUCAAACAAACACCAACUAAGUUAGCUUCUUCUGUUACUUCACCAUUUACCUUCAUCAAACCUUGUGGAGUCCAUGGAGAUGUUACUUUGAAGGACAUAAACCAGAAGAUCCACACUCCACCAAAAUCAAAGCAAAAUUAUGAAGAUCCUGCUGUUUACCCUACUUCGCCCUUCUCUGGCAAGCCUGUAGUCGGCAAAACAAAAAUUCGUACAGAUGGAGGAAAAGGUAGCAGCAUCACAAUCAUGAGAACCAAAGGAUAAGCAAAUGAGUGCUUUUCAACUGUGCUAUGAAGCCUUGUUUUCUCACCUUCAAAAUAUUGUUGGUUGAAGGGUUUCUCUGUUUCAUUUCCGGGCAGCACAGUAUGUAAGUUGUUAUUGCAUCUCUUGUUGCUGCUGUUCAUAUUAUUGUAGUUGUGUCAUAUAGCUGUUUUUUUUCUCUAUACAUGGUGAAAUUUUUCUAAGAUUGGAAUGAAAAACCUCGUGUGCUUCAGAUCUGGGUAUUUUCUUUUAGCGUAAGAAAACCGUACCAAAUUGCCAAUACCAUUUAAAAUCUUUUAGUCUUCAUGCUUGUGUGCUGUAAUUGUUGAGUAGGUGUAUUUAACAUGAGUUGUAAUCUACAAAAAAUUGCAUCUUGGAUCUUUUUGAAAGGCAAGUUCAAACUGAUUUGCGCACUUGUGUUCUAGUAUUACAUGUAUAUUUGACAUUGAACUUGGUUUACAUGCAUUAUGCUUCAUUGCA
Tripterygium wilfordii is the source of this 1986-nucleotide messenger RNA. Its product is annotated as protein XRI1. Lineage: Eukaryota; Viridiplantae; Streptophyta; Magnoliopsida; Celastrales; Celastraceae. The coding region runs from base 748 to 1509 and encodes 253 amino acids. Gene Ontology annotation, biological process: male meiotic nuclear division; female meiotic nuclear division. The record is from RefSeq and is a predicted model, not a curated record. The transcript is spliced from 11 exons.